Molecule: messenger RNA, 1031 nt
Organism: Cricetulus griseus (Chinese hamster)
Lineage: Eukaryota; Metazoa; Chordata; Mammalia; Rodentia; Cricetidae
Source: RefSeq, a predicted model, not a curated record
AUGGACAGAAAGAACCAGACAACAGCCACAGAAUUCCUCCUCCUAGGACUUGCUGGGCAAUCAAAGUAAGAAGAGGUUGUUUUGGGGUUGUUCUUGGGGAUGUACAUGGUCACCAUCUCUGGGAACCUUCUCAUCAUCCUGGCCAUCUGCUGUGACCCUCAUCUCCACACACCCAUGUACUUCUUCUUAGCCAAUCUCUCCAGUGUCGACAUCUGCUUUUCUUCAGUCACCAUCCCCAAAGCGCUGGUGAAUCAUGUGUUGGGAAGCAAGUCCAUCUCUUACACGGAGUGUAUGACCCAGAUCUAUUUCUUUAUCACAUUCAUCAACAUGGAUGGCUUCCUCCUGAGUGUGAUGGCCUAUGACCGCUAUGUAGCCAUUUGUCACCCACUCCACUACACCCUGAUGAUGAGGCCCAGACUCUGUGUCCUUCUGGUGGUCCUAUCGUGGGUCAUCACGAACCUUCAUGCUCUCUUGCACACUCUCCUCAUGGUUCGACUCACCUUCUGCUCCCACAAUGCAGUGCGCCACUUCUUCUGUGACCCCUACCCUAUCCUGAAGCUCUCUUGUUCUGACACCUUCAUCAAUGACCUGAUGGUUUUCACCGUGGGUGGAAUGAUAUUCCUGACACCAUUUUCAUGCAUUGUUGUUUCCUAUGUUUACAUUUUCUCUAACGUCCUGAAGAUGCCCUCUACCCGUGGGAUAAAGAAAGCCCUGUCCACAUGUGGGUCUCACCUCACUGUAGUCUCUCUCUUCUAUGGGGCAAUCCUGGGGGUCUAUAUGCGUCCUUCGUCCUCCUACUCACUACAGGACACGGUAGCCACUGUCAUCUUCACAGUGGUGACACCACUGGUCAAUCCCUUCAUCUACAGCCUGAGAAACCGUGACAUGAAAGGAGCCCUAAGAAAGAUAAUUCUCAGAUGUUAGAAUAUGAAAAUUUUAGAGCUGAAAGGACUCCAGGACACCAUGCAUCUGUUCAUCUUUUCAGAGAAAGCAAUGCGUAGAGUGGUAUAGAAUUAAUGCAUGACUUUUCC